CUACCAGCCUGCCCCACGAUAUCGCAUGUCUGGCACCACCCCUGCCUGUGGCGUUGAACGCUUCUAAACCCUCAUGUCUACCGUCUUUUCUUCCCUUGUGCGGCCGCAAAAGUCCCGCCGGCUUUCAACGCCCUUCCGAGGAGCGCCUGCUUCUCCCCCUUCAAUCGACAGCCAUGGCCUCGACGAGCCCGAUCUCCGCGACCUUAACACAUCGCUCCAGGUGCUUACCGACGUCUUCCCAGACAUCCAACCCGAGGUCUUUCGUGAGAUGCUCUCGACGUUCAGCGAAGAGAGCAGACUGCAGGUCAUCACAGAGACAUUGCUGAAACAUGCCAACAAAUAUGUGCGCGGACGGUACAGGAUGCCAGCGGAGCAAGAGGAGCAGCGAGAGACGGCGCAAAAGUACAAGUAUCGCAAGGAGGAUGCCCCUAGAGACACACGCGGCGUGCCGCUUGCCCUCGAAGACAAGUUUCGCUCGCGGCGCUACAAGGAGGCGGCAAAGGAAGCGCUAUACCAGGAGUUCAAAGGCCUCAGCCAUUCCACCAUCAAGGCGGUGCUCGCCGAGUACAACUGGAGCUAUUCACAUGCGCGGCCGACGCUACUGGACCUGUCGACUAGGAGUUGGAGAUUAAGCAUUACGAAUUUCCUCAUGCGACGCAAAGCGCCCAACGCAAACGACCACCCCUUGGUGGUAUGGACCCCCGCCGACGAGCGGCUGAACCGACCGCCCAUGCCCAUGCUGGUGAAGACGAGGAGCGACGAGCUGAACCAAGAGCUCUACAACGCCCUGAUUGUCCCGGAACACGAGCGGUACCGCGCCGAGCAAUUGAAGCGAGAUUACGAAUUGGCGCUCAAGUGGAACGAAGAGGAGGCUGAACAGGAGGGCGAGAUGUACGAUUGCGAGUGCUGCUUUAUUCCCAACACCCUCGAGCAAAUGUCGGCCUGCGAUGUCCAGGGCCACUAUAUUUGCUUCCGCUGCAUACGACAUGCCAUCAACGCUGCGCUCUACGACCAAGGCUGGGCGCGCAACAUCAACAUCGAGUUCUGCACCUUGAAAUGCAUCGCGCCCAUGACGGGCGGGUCUGACGAGUGCACGGGUUGCAUACCGCUCAGCUUUGUGCAGCGCGCGCUUGACUCGGAGCAAGACGACAAAGACAACUUUGCCAAACUCAACGAGCGUCUCGCCAGCGACGCAUUGACGCGCUCGCAGCUGCCACUGGUCCAAUGCCCGUUUUGCCCUUAUGCCGAACUCGACGACCUGGCGCUCCCAAACACCAGUCUCCUGAGUAACCUGCACUUCAAGUCCCAGCCCAUUGUCGUCGCCCUGCUCGUCUCGAUCCCGCUCCUUGAACUCCUGUGCUUCAAAGCCGCACAAGUCGUUCUCCUCGCCUUGCUGCUGCUAUACGGCUGUGUAGCCGUGGCCCUGCGCCUCCCGAUCGUCGCGCCCUUCAAAGCCGCCCUGCGCCGCAUCCACCUCAAGCGACGGGGUCUCCGCUUCCAGUGCCUAUCUCCCAGCUGCCAGCGGGCCUCGUGUCUAGGGUGCUCACUGCCGUGGCACGAUCCCCACACGUGUUUUUCCUCGCAACUCACAUCGCUGCGGCUCACUCUCGAGCGCGCCACCACCGACGCCGUCAAGCGCACGUGUCCGCAAUGCAAUCUCGGCUUCGUCAAGUCCGAGGGCUGCAACAAGCUCGUGUGUCUCUGUGGCUACAGCAUGUGCUACGUGUGUCGCCAGGGCCUCGCCACAGAAGGCUACCAGCAUUUCUGCGGCCACUUCCGCGAGAACCCGGGCCUCCCCUGCGACGAGUGCAACAAGUGCGAUCUUUACCGUGUUGAAGAUGAAGAUCGCGUUGUGAAGCGCGCGAAAGAGAGGGCCGAGGCUGAGUGGUGGGAGGCGCAGGGCGAGGGCGCCAAAGAAGGAUUGCAGAUGCAAGUUGCGAAAGAUAAGGGCAUCGAGGGAAGGGGCAUAUUGGGACUCAAGAGGAGUAGGUGGGAAGCUUGGAUUGAGAUUUUGCUGGAUUCUUUGCUCGUUUGAUCAAGGUUUAUUAUCUCUUUUUUUUUCUUUCUCUCUCUCUCUCUCUCUCUCUCUCUC
Messenger RNA from Exserohilum turcica Et28A, 2092 nucleotides. RefSeq lists its product as uncharacterized. The transcript has a single exon. Bases 74 to 2035 code for a protein of 653 amino acids. The record is from RefSeq and is a predicted model, not a curated record. NCBI's taxonomy places the organism in Eukaryota, Fungi, Ascomycota, Dothideomycetes, Pleosporales, Pleosporaceae.